CACAGCAGAUACCUCACAGCAGCACACACACAGAUCUACAGAUGGGCUUCAGUACAGAAUAUAUGGAUUCAAUUGAAACCGCUCUGCUCAUGUGCACCAUCCAGUGGCAGCUGGCACCGUAGAACUGUUUAAGACUUUAAAUGUAAACAAUUUAGAAGACAUUUGCAUCCCAGACACUUUGGAUUAAACUAUGUUGUGUAGUAAGAUGAGCUGGACCUGAUUGCAUCUCUACUAGCAAAAAGAAUUCGCUCUCUCACGGUGAACGAUGGAAGUAUUUCACUCCACCUGCACUGCAGCCUUCAUCACAGGAGCGUCCAACGGCUCCUCGUCUGCUCUCAUGAGCACCUACCAGGAUUAUCAAAGCAACGAGGUUCUUCAGCGACAUUAUAACUACACAGGUAAACUGGACAGCGACCGAUACAAAGACGGACUCAAACCCGAAGCCAUCAGCUUCCUCUUCAUCUGCCUUCUCAUCGUUGUGGAGAACUGCAUCGUACUCACAGCCAUCUACAGGAACAAGAAGUUCCACAAGCCCAUGUACUACCUGCUGGGGAACCUGACACUGUCCGACCUGCUCGCGGGAUUCAGCUACAUGCUAAACAUUGUGCUGUCGGGUCCGAACACGCUGAAACUCACGCCGCUGCUGUGGUUUCUGAGGGAAGGCGGCGUCUUUAUCACGCUCACCGCGUCCGUCAUCAGUCUGCUUGCCAUCGCCAUUGAGCGUUACGUCACCAUGCUCAACAUGAAGCCGUACCACCGCGCCAAACGCAAUCGCAUGUUCACUCUGAUCGGGGCGAGCUGGGCGCUCUCGGUGUUGCUAGGCAUCCUGCCAAUAAUGGGAUGGAACUGUUUGCGUAAUUUGAACUGGUGCUCGACCGUGUUGCCGCUCUAUGCCAAAAGCUACAUCUUCUUCUGUGUGUUCAUCUUCUUGGUGGUUCUGUUGGCAAUCGUUGUUCUUUAUGGACGAAUCUUUCACUUCGUCAAGUCCAACAUGCAGAAUCCGAGCUGCGUCCAGCGUAAAGGUUAUGCCCGGCGCUCGCAGAAGUACAUGGCAUUGCUAAAGACGGUCACCAUCGUACUGGGCGUGUUUAUAUUGUGCUGGAUGCCGCUAUUUGUGCUUCUGCUGCUUGACUUCGUGUGUCCUGUGAGGAUGUGUGAGGUCCUCUUCAAGGCCGACUACUUCCUGGGCGUCGCCAUGAUAAACUCGCUCAUUAACCCUGUCAUUUACACCCUGACGAGCAAAGACAUGCGCCGGGCGAUCCUGAAGCUGCUCUGUCAGUGCUGCCUGAUGACCAAAGACGGCCAGAUGAGGAAGAUUGCUGUGGCCUUCCCAGAGUUCAGCUUCACAAAGACGGACGCAAACCAUCACAGACUGGAGACAACGAUUUCAUCGGGCAAUGCGACGACGUUACCGAAUUUGAAAUCCGUCUACCCAAAACUCCAAUUAACAGUUCUCUCAUGAACGCUUUAGACUAACACAUGUAAACAGUUCUGGGGUGCGUUUCCUAAAAUCAUCGUUAGCAAAUUACGGUCGCAAGUUCCAUUGUUACCAACAUAGUUCAAAGAUUUUUGUGUUUCCUGAAACCAUAGUUUCUAUGAACAUUAGCAAACAGCAUUGCGAAGUUGUGUGGUUAGAUCUACAGCUCUGUAGUUUCUUGUUAGUUGCUGCUUUACUUUUUGAGGGAAAUCUGCCCAGACUUUUUCCUUGUUAGCAUUUGUGGCAGUAUUUUAAAACUUUGAGAACAGCUUUUUUUCAUGAUUUUCUACCACCUCCGAAAGCAAUUGAAGUUCAGUCUUUGAAAAUCGCAAAAUCGUUUUGACUUUAUAACAAGUGGACUUAAAUAGAUAUUGUUCUUUCUUUCCAUUACAGAGUCGCAACUUUGAUAUCCAUUCGAUCUCUGUAGUAGUGCGUAAUGUCAUCAACGACAAUAUUGAACCAAUGUGGUUCAAAUGAUGGAUGAGCUGAUUUGCGACAUAGUUACAAUGGUUUCAUGAAACAGUCGUGACUAACUAGUUUCUCCAAUGAAGCGGUGAGCUACAUUGAUGUAUGUGAAACACACCCCUGAACGUCUGAGACUAAUCCCAAAUAUGAUUCAUUCUGACGGCAUCUUUGUGUCUCAAAUGAGCUCGGGCACCGCUUAGACUCAGAAGUUCAGAGCAAACUGAAUCUGAAUCGUGAGAAAUCAGAUUUAAUUAAAGACUCUUAAAAAAUGACAGUCGUAGGGGGCCUGGGUAGCUCAGUGGUAAAAUACGCUGGCUACCACCCCUGGAGUUCGCUAGCUCGCUAGUUCAAAUCCCAGUGCAUGCUGAGUGACUCCAGCCAGGUCUCCUAAGCAACCAAAUUGGCCCGGUUGCUAGGGAGGGUAGAGUCACAUGGGGUAACCUCCUCGUGGUCGCUAUAAUGUGGUUCUCGCUCUUGGUGGGGCGUGUGGUGAGUUGUGCGUGGAUGCCGCGGAGAAUAGCGUGAAGCCUCCACACGCGCUACGUCUCCGCUCCACAAGUCACGUGAUAAGAUGCGCAGACUGACGGUCUCAGACGUGGCGGCAACUGAGAUUCGUCCUCCGCCACCCGGAUUGAGGAGAGUCACUACGCCACCAUGAGGACUUAGAGCGCAUUGGGAAUUGGGCAUUCCAAAUUGGGAAUGACAGUCGUAAAGCAUCAUGUAGCAUGAAAGAGAAACUGUAAGUGUCCUUCUCAAACCAACAGAUCAGAUUCACAAUAAUCAGAUUACAGCAGAAUCCCUCAUUGCAGAUCAUUGUUGUGGAUGGAAAAAGGUGUUUAAUGUCCAAUUAUGAGUUUAUCCCACCCUGGCUUAGCAUGGUACUUUGAGAUAUAUACAUGGUACUGAAUGAAUACCACGGAAUUAACAUAGUACAUACCCAAAGACCACAUGAAUUACCAUGGUUCCACGUCCAAUGGUGGUGAUUCGCAGUUUGGAAAGUGUGUCAAAAUGAAAACGUGAAGCUUCAUUAACCCCUCCUGAAUGUCGCAUACAGACACACAGACCACCAUCACCACGAAAUGCGAAUGAUCUUCACCACGUUAUGGCAUUUUAAUGUUCAGUCUCAUGGCUUUAAAUGUGAACUGAAUUAGUCACAAUUACAUUUGAAAACACACAAAAAGACAAUGAUCAGGUCAUACAGGAUUCACAGGACUCAUCACAUGAACAUUAGAAAUGCUGGGAUCUUUUGUGACAAACAUAAUAUCCUGUAUGUCAGUAGUUAAAGCUGUUGUAACUGUAAAAUAUACAAACCUUUCUCUGAAAAAAAUAAAAUGUGCUCAUACUCAUGCAGUACACCUGAUUUAAAGUAAAUUAUGUUCUUUGUAAUUUUAUAUUAAAUAUUUUGGAAGAUAGCUGAGAUUGAUGUUUAACCUUUACACACAUUUCACACACAUUGACAAUAUUUAUGAAGUUUCUCACACUCACAUGAAUGGAACGGUUUGUGUAUGUGUCAUAUAGGACACACCAUGAAUACAGUGUGUGUAGGUGUUUUUAUCCCACAAGAACAGUAAAACCUGUGUUCACCUACAUUGGUUUGAAAACGGCUUGAUAAAAGGACUAAAUAAUGUCUUAAUUAAAUCCCAAGAUUCUUUGAGUUUAGGGAUAGAAAAUAUAAUCAGUUCAGUAUGCAGACAAAAACAAUAGAAGUCCAUGGAAAGUCCCCACCUUGAUAGAACGUGUAGAUGUGUUUGUGUGUGAGUGUAUAGGGGCAAAUAGAAAGUUUUGCCCCUCAUCUGGUAAUGUUGUUGCCCUAAAUAUUGUAUCUUGUCUGUGUUUUUCUCAGAUCAACACUUUCUCUCUAACACUUCUGUCUAACAGUAUUCGAGUCAUCCUGCAGUCAGCGGGCAUUGCAGUAAAACUCCUGAUGCAGCAGUUAUUCUGUAUUACUAGUCAUUAUGUGUUAAUGAGUAUGCACUCAGUUAAAGAAAGUUCCUUUGUUCAUUUUAUAAAAGUUAAAACAUAAAGUGCAUGAUGUUAAACAGAUAUUCAGCGAUCUGGGUUAGAUAAACUUCUAAUGCAGUAAGCAGUUCAUUGUGUCUGUCAGUACUUUCAUGUUAACCGCACUGGAUUGCACAUGGUGUUGGGUGUUAGUAUGUAGGGUGACUGUGGGCACACGUCUGUGGGUGGCUGCAGAUGGGCUGCUGUUCUUGCACACUAACAUGGAAACACAAUUCAGUUCAGUUCUCCCCUGUUUACCGAAAACACACAAACACCAUGUGCACACACACACACACACACACACUUCAGUGAGCCAUACACACCAAACCACAAGGCUUGAGCUGCACUUGCAUACCCAUGGCCAUGCAACAAACGUGUAUCACACACACUUACGGCUCGCAAUCAUCUGAUGAAAACUGAAGUGCA
Messenger RNA from Myxocyprinus asiaticus (Chinese sucker), 4366 nucleotides. It is a transcript of the gene s1pr5b, whose product is annotated as sphingosine-1-phosphate receptor 5b. Bases 266 to 1462 code for a protein of 398 amino acids. Gene Ontology annotation, biological process: G protein-coupled receptor signaling pathway. NCBI's taxonomy places the organism in Eukaryota, Metazoa, Chordata, Actinopteri, Cypriniformes, Catostomidae. The transcript has 2 exons. The record is from RefSeq and is a predicted model, not a curated record. Gene Ontology annotation, molecular function: sphingosine-1-phosphate receptor activity. Gene Ontology annotation, cellular component: membrane.